Messenger RNA from Ylistrum balloti, 1803 nucleotides. RefSeq lists its product as uncharacterized. The record is from RefSeq and is a predicted model, not a curated record. NCBI's taxonomy places the organism in Eukaryota, Metazoa, Mollusca, Bivalvia, Pectinida, Pectinidae. The transcript is spliced from 3 exons. Gene Ontology annotation, molecular function: protein binding. The coding region runs from base 1 to 1803 and encodes 600 amino acids.
AUGGAUUUCUCUAAGUUUCGCGAAUCUGGAGACCUCUCGGACAUUACCGUGAUAACGGGAGGCACGGAGUUCCGAUUACAUAGGUUUCCACUCUAUGCCAAGUCCGAGUAUUUUGUCAAGGUAAGUCGAGCAUCCCCGGGCGACAGCAACAGGGUGGAGUUACUCGACUUCCCCGGGGGAGCGGACAUAUUCGGAAUAGUGGCAGACUUUUGUUACAACAUGAAGGUUGACAUGACCAAGAAUAACAUCGUACAAAUCCGAUGUGCCGCGGAAUAUCUUCAGAUGUCGGGGACUGGGAAUCUCAUUGAGAUAAGCGAUAAAUUCUUACAUGACACUAUCACUUCUGGUAAACUCAGUCGUUCCACAGGGGCCAUAACUUCCCUGCUGCUGUACUGCGUCACUAUCGGUCCAUUAGCAGAAGUGGCUGGAAUAGUUGAGGCAUGCUCGGAUGCCAUGGUGGAGUCAUGGCUCAAACCACCCACAAAGUUUACAGAUCCGAGUAACUUUAAGAAGCAGGGAAGCUCAGUUGAUAAACGUGACGACAAGACAAUGAAGGGUCUCUGUAAUUUGCCACUGGAUUGGUUCGUCAAACUGCUGACGUCAGCCAGAGACAGUGGCGUGCGUCCGAGUCUUCUUGCCGACAUGGCAACCCGUUACAUCACUUUGGUGUUGGAUAGAGACGAAAGCGAAAAGAGUAUACAAGAUGCUGGAUCAAAACCAGGAAAAGAAAACACUGAAAAGUCACCUAGUAAGGCAGAUCCAGUCAAAAUCACGAAGAAAAUAGAUACAGGGCACGUGUUAGAUGCUGUUAUAAUGGAACUUCCGGAAGAUUCGUUUUCUGAUGACGUCAUGACAAUUGACUGGAUCACAAGGACUUUUAAGAUGGCGACAUUGCGUGGUUGUCGUUGCAGAAGACCUUUGGUAAAAGCGGCGGGAGAAAUAAUGAAUAAACUUGCACCGGAUGACCUAUGUAUCAUAUCACCUUCCUUGUUACGUGACAUCGUACAGGAGUCAUGUAAUGACGAGGGGGAGGCCGAAAGGGCAUGUAGAAUCAUAGACACUUACAUGACAGAGAUGGUGAGGAAAGGAGUACUGACGGGUGAAACGUUCCGACUUCUGGCAUCAGCAGCUCCAGGUGAAGCACGCAAGAGUCACGACCAACUUUAUGGCAUACUUGAGUAUGUUCUUAUAGCAGAAAGAGAUAAAAUGAGUGAUGACCAGCGCCAGGAACUGAUAAACAGAGUGAAUUUUACCCUGGUUAGCGAGGAUGUGUUACACCAAGCACUGGCAUCGGAAUUCAUUCCCCCAGCCCACGUGGCAAAGGGCGCAUUGGCAUUAUGUGCUCGUCUAAAGAAAGAUCUAGAGGUCAUGACAUCAACGGUGUCAAAACAGGACGAGGAACUCCGAAGAUACAACUACAGCUACAAGAGAGGAAAGGUGACGACGACUCCCGCGCCAAGGUCGUCGUAUAGCUCAGCUCCUCCCUACCAACGCGGGGGGCUCACGGAAACAGAUUACGAACCGACGAAAGACAGUGAUCCGCUGAAGGUACUGGAUAACAUGCUGAGUGGGACGGACAGACAGACAGAUGAAGUUCUCUCAUCAGCAAGAAACAAGCUGACUUCCGGUGCGGGUACAGGGGUCCCGUUCAACUCCUUCCGGCCUGUACAGUCAGGGGAGCACGACAUUAGCUUUGAGGAGGAACUGGAAUUUAAGUACGACCGAGCAUUCCGUGCUAUGGACAACAGUAGAUCCAAGCCACGGUCGGGCGGGUAUGGAUAUAGGUCGUCAUUCCGGUAUUGA